AUGGAAGACGAGGCGAGCAGAGUACGGCAGCUGACACUCUCAGUCCCUCGAAUCGAGGUCAAAACGUACCGCCGAGUUUGCACCUACGCCGACGGUCAGCGCAAGCCGGCGCACUUCGUCUACCAUGUGCAGUGCAAUUGGUCAGGUAUGCAGAGGCCCGACUUAGAGUUCGGCUCCAAUGCUGAUCUGCUUUCUCAAGAGCGGGGCGACUCCUGCUGGUGGGAUUCCUUGCCAGCUUGCUACACCAUCAAGAGAAAGUGGGCCGACCUUCACAGGCUACACAGCUUGGUGGAUUCUGAGCUGGCCUUUGACAAAGCUGGAGGUUUCCGCCGCGUGAAGACACGCAUGCCUCCGCUGCCGGAAGCUGGAGACCUGAACGACUUUCUGGUGACUCUCGCAGCCACGGGUGAUGUUCUGGCACUAAGCCGUCCGACAUCGGGUAAUCAGUCAGAUGCCACAGACGCCUUUGAUGAGCUUAACCUGCUCCACACGAUCUACGUCGAGAAUCGCCUGGGCCCAUACUUCGCAGAGUUGAACAAGGUCUUGGCUGAAAUUCCCUGGCAGCUUCUUCAGGACUGCCUCCCGUUGAGAAACUUCGCAACAAGCGGCGUGAGCUGCCGGCCAAGGGCGGGCAGCAGAGGAAACACCUUCUGCGGGAAAGGACCCUUCGUCUUGGAGCCCAGCUUCUAUCAUGCGGCGAGCAAGAAGGAGCUGCAGCGAUGCCGGGAGGCACGCGAAGCGAAGACGAAGGCCAAGGAAGUCCAUGCGCCAGGCACAGAGAAGCCCAAGAAGUUGCGGCGGGAGCCUUCUGGCAGGUUGGACAGCCAGUCCUUGGCCAGUCCUGCCAGUCCGGCCAGCCCUACCAGCCCAUCUUCGCGAAGGAUGUCCCGCAGGCUGUCGCAUCAAGGCAGCCGCACGAUGCUGGCCAAGUCCAAUUCGUUGCCGCUGUUAGAGGCGGAGUUCGAAGAUCCGAUGUCGCGAGAGUCGCCAGAGUUCAGCUGGGACGAGCUUCAGAGCUUGGAGGACAGCAAGAGUCACGACAGGCUCGCAUGCUCCCAUUACAGUUUCUUUGCCCUUCGAAUGGGCAAGAAGGACUUGGCUCCUUGCGAGAAGGACUACUGGAAGAGGAUGGCCCUGAAGGAGAAGCGAGAACUGGGGCGCCGAGCACAGCUCCUGCCCCAGGAACUGCUGGCACCCCCCCGCUCCAGGCCGAUCGACGACUUGCCGGACGAAACGUCGACGUUCAGCAGCCGGAGCUUUUGGCUGAGCACUCCAGACGCGCUAUCGGCGAGCCAAUCUGUCGAGCGCCUGCCGGCGUUGCCACCCCCGGGCUUCAACGAGCCUUUUCGAGAGGGAUCUGCGGGAACCAAGAGGAGCAGGCCAGUGUCUGAGCAGAAGUCGUACGGUGUGGGCCUUGCCUCCCUCAUGAUGAAGCCUGCAGAGAGGACAGAACACGGGGAGGUCGUGAUGCGAGAUCUCUGCGAGGGCUUUCAGGUCUGCCUCCUUGGCGAACCAGCCCCACAGGUGCCACGAAGCAUGCGCCUCAAGGAGCCCAUGAAGAUCUACCGUCUUCCUGGCCGAGAGGAGACUAUGAAGGUGUACCGAGUUUACUGCAACCUGCUGCAGUCCGAAGGGGUGGAUCCUGGCGGCGGGCUGCUUCCUGAGCUUCCGCCCGACAAGGACCUAGGGACUGCACAGCACUCGCCCAACUCAUAG
This is a messenger RNA of Symbiodinium sp. CCMP2456, 1716 nucleotides long. The record is from the annotation of a GenBank genome assembly. NCBI's taxonomy places the organism in Eukaryota, Dinophyceae, Suessiales, Symbiodiniaceae.